UUAUUGUUUAUUUAAGCUGCUGUUGCCUACCGGUCUUAUCAAGUCAUCAUCAGCAUAACUAGCCUAUAUGAAAUAAUUUGGUUUAAACCAUUGCCUAUGAUAACUACAUAUAGUAGGGUAGACCCAUUGGGCGUUUGACUCGGGAUAGGCGUUAGCAAGUGUGAGAAGGCUGCGAAGGCUAGUUAAAGUUUUGAGAGAUUUGUAGUUUUAUCAAUGUGAAGAUUCCAAAUAAGUCAAUGUUACGUUAGGUUGUCUGUUCAGUUUGGUGGUAAAAGUAUAGGCUAUGACAGCGCGGAAGCAGUAGCGUUCAACUGUGAGCGCAGAGCUCAGCAGCCCUACCAUCACGUGGUCUGUUCCACCUCCGUAUGAAGCUCAUAGCAUCUCCGAUCUCGAGGACAGUAACCGGAGCGAGUUUGGAAUGGAAAUUAGUCGAAAACUGACCUACCUUUGUUGAAAAUACCAUGGUUGCGUACCUACAGCUGUGUGUGUCUCUUUUGCAACCUUGCCUGGGAUGCGAUGCAAUGCUACGAAAACUUAUCGAAAACAAGGUUCUGUAGCCUAAUGGAUUGCUUUGUCGCCAAUUGUUUUAUCCUUAAUAAGUUACAGGUGCGUCACAUAAAACAAAGGCCAAUCUCUAACACAGACCCUUUCCGUUUUUAGAUUCGUGCUGAUGAGAGUUUAAGUGUUGACAACAGCAAGAACUACAUGAUCGACUUCAUGGACAUGAGUAGGCUAUUGGAUUGGGAUCGAGUUUUGCUCAAAUGUCAACGCGGCUAAUUUGUGGCUCUCGGCUGAAACUGCAAGUCUACAGACACUGCGCCGGAGAGAACACCGUAGCACACAGAACACUCAUCACAGACCUUUUAACGAAGUGUGAACCAAACAAAGAGUUGCAAACGUUCAAUCUGUAGACCUUUUUAAUACCGGUACCGGACAGAUGAGGACUUUGCGCACGUGUUUGUGAGAAAACUGCGGGACGCCGAUGCCAAACGGGUCGGGGGAUUCAUAACAACCGCCACGGAGUCGCUAACACUGUCGAACCUCGAUGGUGGAUGGACGCCUCGACUGCACUUGGUCCAGAUCAGUGCCAACUUUCUGUAACCUGUCCCGGAGAUAAUCUGAACCUCUACCGAAGUUCUGAGCGUCGGUCCGAGGACAGAACUCUGUUGACUACGCGAGGAGAUAUGGCUGCGAGGGUGACCGUGUCCCUAUUUCUCCUGGUACUCUCUCUCGCAAGUACAGGGGCGGAGAACGCGGAGGAGCGUCUGGUGAACUACCUCCUGGGACCAGAGCGCUACAACAAGCUGAUCAGACCGGCGGUCAAUAAGAGCCAGCAGGUCACCAUCUCCAUCCAGGUGUCUCUGUCCCAGCUCAUCAGUGUGAAUGAGAGAGAGCAGAUAAUGACGACCAACCUCUGGCUCUUCCAGGAGUGGAAUGACUACAGACUGAGAUGGGAUCCGGAGAAGUACGAAGGCAUAAAAAAAUUACGAAUCCCAUCCAAGCACAUCUGGCUUCCUGACAUUGUCCUCUAUAACAACGCGGACGGCGUCUACGAGGUGUCCUUCUACUGCAACGCCGUGGUCUCCAACACGGGCGACAUCUUCUGGCUCCCACCCGCCAUCUACAAGUCCGCGUGCGCCAUUGAGGUCAAGAACUUCCCCUUCGACCAGCAGAACUGCACGCUCAAGUUCCGCUCGUGGACCUACGACCACACGGAGCUCGACCUCAUCCUGACCAGCGACUUUGCCAGCCGCGACGACUUCACGCCCAGCGGCGAGUGGGACAUCGUGUCGCUGCCCGCCCGCAAGAACGAAGACCCCGAUGACAUCACCUACCUGGACAUCACCUACGACUUCGUCAUCAAGAGGAAACCACUGUUCUACACCAUCAACCUGAUCAUCCCCUGUGUCCUCAUCACCUCCCUGGCCAUCCUGGUGUUCUACCUGCCCUCCGACUGUGGAGAGAAGAUGACCCUGUGCAUCUCCGUGCUGCUGGCCCUCACUGUGUUCCUGUUGCUGAUCUCCAAGAUAGUCCCGCCCACCUCCCUGGCAGUGCCCCUCAUAGGCAAGUAUCUGAUGUUCACCAUGGUCUUGGUCACCUUCUCCAUCGUGACCAGCGUGUGUGUCCUAAACGUGCACCACCGCUCGCCCUCCACCCACCGCAUGCCCGACUGGGUCAAACGCCUCUUCCUCGUCCGCCUCCCUGCCUUCCUCUUCAUGCGCCGCCCAGGGAGCUCCAACGUCCGCGAGAGACUCCGCAGGAAGUACGGCAGCACCACCGGCGCCGGUAGCGGGGCCGCCACGGGCUCAGCGGGGAACAACAGCGCCCCCAGAGGCGGGGAGAAGAAGACGCACUCCGACAUCAAGCUGGGUGGGAUCAAGACCAACGCGGACUCCUUCUACGUGAACGAGGACUCGGCCAAGAAGUUUGGCUGGAAGGUCGGGGACGUGUCCGACGGAGGGCCGCCGGAGUUCCGCCGCCGCGUGGCCGUCCAAUGGGACGCCGACAUGGAGGAGGCAGUGGAUGGCGUGAGGUACAUCGCCGAGCACAUGAGGACGGAGGACGACGACGAAGGGAUCAUCAAGGACUGGAAGUAUGUUGCCAUGGUGAUCGACCGCCUCUUCCUCUGGAUCUUCAUCGUGGUGUGUGUGACAGGCACGCUAGGUCUCUUCAUGCAGCCGCUCUUCCAGAGCUACAACAUACCCACGGCCGACGACAACGAAUUAGGAGAUUUCUGACAGCCCCUGGGACCUAGCCGGGGAGACCCUGUAGCAAGCUAACUUACAGCUGUCAGAGGAACUGUGGAGACCCCCUGCGUGACAAGGCUAUAGGAGGUUCCAGGUGCCCCCUCCUGUUAUCUGCCUCCUCAACAGACUUCAUAAAAACAUUAGCUAAGCAUAACGAUGAUGAUGUAAAGACAUUACUGCACCACACCACUGUGGGUAUCGUGUCAGAACCUUUUUAUGUCUUUCUCUCUCACGCUCCCUCUGUUGCUGUUUCUGUCUCUCUCUCUUAACUCGCUGAGCCCCACCUAGGAAGUCCAUUUACUUUUUUUUUUUCUCCUUCUGUCCUGUCCUCAUGAAGUAUUAACAGGUUAUAUCUCCAGUGUAUCUCUCUCUCCCAUCUCAACCACCCCCCACUCUCAGCCUCCCUCUCUCUCUUAACCUCCCCCUCUCUCUCUCUUGUCAUAUCUCUCUAGAACUCUCAGCCCAAGUGCGUUUUCACUCUCGUCACACUCCGAACUGUGUUUCCCACUCAAGCUGUGUAGUCACUAAUGCAUUGUAUUAUUUUUGAAGAAUGUGCUUUCUCUUACUUAACCCUAGUCUCUGUCUCUCCCUUGCCACCCCUCCCCCCUCAUCCCCCAAUGCCAUAUCACUUCAAAGGCUGAUAGGCAGGGAUUGCCUAAGACUCAGAGGUCAAAGUAAAGCGCCAUGUGUGAAAAAUGACUUAUAUUUGUAUUACAAUAUUACCUUUGGGGUGAGGGUGGAAUGAGGGGUGUGUGUGUGUGUGUGUGUGUGGGGGGGGGGGUUCUCAGAAUGGCAGAUUUUUUAAAGACUUUGAAAGAUCACCAAGCUUCCCCUGCAAAACAUACCACCAGUACAGUGUAUGUAAGUCUGUACUUGCUCAUAGUUUACUUCGUAGCGUGUGAGUGGAAACUGAAUUCAACCUGUAAGUUGUAGAUCCCCGUUAUUCCACAAUAGAACCGAUUCCUCUAGGUUUCACCUUUCUGUUUGGGACAUUCGAACACUUUGUAUCUGCCUUAAACGAUUACUGUUAACAAUUCCUAUUAAUGACGGGAGGACACACUGUCAUUUAUCACCAGGACAUGCCGACUGUGCUGUCUGAACGAGACAUCCUCUUUAAUAUAUUUCAAAUAAAGAAGCAAUACAAUUUA
Molecule: messenger RNA, 3895 nt
Organism: Osmerus eperlanus (European smelt)
Lineage: Eukaryota; Metazoa; Chordata; Actinopteri; Osmeriformes; Osmeridae
Product: neuronal acetylcholine receptor subunit beta-2-like
Exons: 8
Coding region: 1053-2738 (561 amino acids)
Biological process (GO): regulation of membrane potential; signal transduction; nervous system process
Cellular component (GO): neuron projection; synapse; plasma membrane
Molecular function (GO): acetylcholine-gated monoatomic cation-selective channel activity; transmembrane signaling receptor activity
Source: RefSeq, a predicted model, not a curated record